Molecule: messenger RNA, 4007 nt
Organism: Leptonychotes weddellii (Weddell seal)
Lineage: Eukaryota; Metazoa; Chordata; Mammalia; Carnivora; Phocidae
Gene: ART4
Product: ADP-ribosyltransferase 4 (inactive) (Dombrock blood group)
Molecular function (GO): NAD+ poly-ADP-ribosyltransferase activity; NAD+-protein-arginine ADP-ribosyltransferase activity
Source: RefSeq, a predicted model, not a curated record
UGCAAAUAAGCUGGAGCUGGAGCUGGAGCUGGAGCUUCCCUCAGAAAAACCGCUGGUUGGAGGUGGUCAACAGAAAUCUCAACAAAACAUGAACAAGGCAAGUUCUUGCUGAGACUCACCCAAAGAAAAUCCCAGAGGAGAAUGCUGAGCACUCAUUUCAGGAUGAAGCUGCAAGAGCAGAGAAGUAUUUGUACCACAAAUGAAUACCGUCCAUUGACCAACAGAGGCAGAAGGAUUCUCGCAACUACUGCAGCCCCCAGGAUGAGAAUCUGGCUCCUCCCGAGGUCGCUUCCUCUCCUGAUGCUGUUCUCCGCCCUGCAGACACCCACCGGGUGUUCUGAGGUUGCAGUUAACGUUGACUUUGACUUGACACCAGAUUCCUUUGAUGAUCAGUACCAAGGCUGCAGCCCACAAGUCAUGGAGAAGCUAAGUCAAGGGGAUUAUUUCACAAAAGAACUAGAAGCACAUGGAAAUUACCACAGGGUCUGGGCGAAUGCCCACUUAACCUGGCUGAACAGAGGAAAAGAUCUCCCCAAGAACAUGAAUAUUACACAUGCUGUGGCCAUCUUGGUUUAUACAUCAAACAAUAGUGUCCGCGCAGACUUCACUAAAGCCAUGGUCAGUGCUGGGAGGUCUCCGCAGCCGUAUAAACAGUCAUUCCGUUUCAAAUACCUGCACUACUACCUGACCUCAGCAAUCCAGCUGCUAAGGAAACAAAUGGUCAUGAAGAAUGACUCUCUGUGUUUUGAGGUGCAUCACGAGAUGAAGCAUAUCUAUUUGGAAGCCUACAGAGGUGCCACCAUCCGAUUUGGCCAAUUCCUCUCCACCUCCCUCCUGAAAGAAGACACACAGGAGUUUGGGAACCAAACUCUAUUUACCAUAUUCACCUGCCUGGGUGCACCUGUACAAGAAGUCUCUCUCAAGAAGGAGGUCCUGGUCCCUCCCUAUGAGUUGUUCAAGGUUGUAAAUGUGAGCUACCACCCGCGAGGAAAUUGGUUGCUGUUGCGGUCAGCUGGGAACGUGAGCACAUAUAACUGUCAGCUGCUAAAAGGUUCCAGCAAAAAGUACAACCCUGCUCCUGUGGUUAUUGCUUCUCUCUCCUUUUUGACCAGUGUUGUCAUCUCUUCCAAAAGUGGAGUAUAAAGGAACCUUGUGGUUUUGCUUUCUCUGUGUCCUUUUGCUUGAUGCCAGUCAGAGGCAAGCUGAAUACCCUCGGGGAAUCACUCUGCCCAGUUAUCAACUGAUGCAGCGCUUGGCUCAGCCCGCUGCCUGUGAGAGGACCUAGAACGCAGUAUAUUUCUUCUCCAUGGACACAGAGAUUCAUCCUGGAAUAGAAAAGGACCCAAUCAGAGCUGGUGAGAUACAGUCAUGGUAAUGUUUUGGAAUUGGGAUUGGGAAUGGGGUGUGGGAGCCUUUUUAUUGAGUGGAGAUUGAUGAAAGCAGAACGAGUAUGAGCCUACAGCUGCUAGCAGCUCUCUUGCCACCAGUAGGGGAGACUCUAUCUCCUUGAGAAUGGAGUGAACACAAUGAAGGAGGAACUGGAAAAUGAAAAGAAACCGUUCUGAUGAGAGAAUAUGAGCCCCUAGAUCCAACUAUGCCUGAAACUGGAAUCCUGGGCUUUUUAAAAAUUACAUAAAUCAGUAAAUUGUAUAUUUGCAUAAAUAAUUUGAAUUAAAUUUCCUGUCUCAAGCAAUCAAAGGAGUUAUGAAUGCUUCUUUUUUUUAUUUAGCAAUCCUAAAUAGGAACAAAUCGAGAAGCUUGAGUUCGAAAGCACAGAAAAAAAAUCUUCAUCAAAUGGAAAAGCUUUGAACCCCAGAGAAAUAAUUAAAAGUGUAAAUUUUCUUCAGAGAUUUUUAUCAGCAUUCAAGACCAAACCAGUGUAGACUCAGAUAGGAGGAAAUACGAAAACUUGAGAAAUAAAAGGGAAAGUUAAUAAAAGAUGUUAGUGAAAUCUCAUUCACUGGCAGUAAUGGGGCGCCACACAUGUUUCUAAAAUAUUACAAAAGUUAGAAUUUAAAUUCACAUGUUAGUUUACAGAGGGACUUUAUGGCAAAUUAGAUUGUAAGUCGUCAUCAAAAGUUUAGGUACAUUUAUUAGGAAAGCAUGCAGAUGUGUGUGGAUAUAAAGGAGAAGAUAUGAGAGGGAAAAAAAUCUGAUAACCAAGCAAAUAUCAAAGAUAUAUCGAGUACUUACUAUGUGACAGUAAUUAAAUAAAAGGAAGUAUAAAUCACCAAACUUCAUAGCUGGGGAUUUUCUCCAACUCCCUUCAGUUGUAUACAAUAUAAAUGGGACAAUGGGAGUUGCCCUGAUUUCCAAAGAUCCGGAUAUUGGGCUAAACGGAGUGAAAUUAUGAAAGUCCAUGCUACUUAGCCCCUCUGAGAUUUGGGUAAGAAACAAUGAAAGUGAAAUCAGCUCAUUUGACCCCAUUAGGACUUUCUAAAGGGACAGUGCCAUGAGAGAAGAGACUCAGUGGGGAAUUAGCUGCAUAUAAUCCCCCGGUUGAGAAUUCAGGCAUCUAGUAUAUCAUUCUUCACACGGAAUUUUGAGAACAGGGCCAAGCUCACCUCUGUCACCUAGCUUACAUUGGCCUCUAUGCCUAAUAAGGCAAGCAUAAAUUUUCCAUGUUUUCAUGGACACAGUUUUCAUGAUUUAUUGCCCAGGAACAUUGGCAGGUUAGCAGCUACUGAAUAGAGUCUCAUCGGCCUGGCUCUGCGAACAAGCUUUGUUGUGAGCUUUAGCGAAGCAGUAGAAAAGCCUCCCAACAUCUUGUGAAUAUUUUUUUUUCUGUGCCAUAUAAAUGCACUUACUGAGCCAUACUAUGUACAAAACACCUUGGGGAUUAAAAGUUGAAUAGUGUAAGCCAGAUCUUCCAUAGUUUACAAUCUCUUGGGAGAAAUGAAGAAAAGAACACAAGUCACAGAGGAAAUACCAAAAGAAAGGGGAAUAUCAAGCCUGCUGUUCACGAGAGCUCAGAAGAACUUCUGAGGCAAGAGAAGAAGCCAGGAGGGCUUCAGGGAGGAGGCAGCAUUUGCGCGAGGUCUUGGGACCCUGGGGUGGGAGCAAGGGGUGAGAGGAAGAAGUCAGCGUAGGUGUGUGUCAAGCGCUUAGUGCUGAAAUGCAUGCAAAUAAUAAGCGCUUCGAGUUUAGAGAAAAGCGAGAUCCCUCUGCUAUGAUCCCUCUCAAAGCUGGAUACAGCUUUCUACUGGAAAUGAGGCUCAAGGGAGGGCUUCAGAUGGAAAAAGGAGAGCUGAGUAGAAAAGAGACAGGGGAUAUAGGAAUGAUCAGUGUACACAAGGGUCAGGAAAUAGAUCUGGCAGAGAGAAGCUGUAAUGUGGACUAAAGAAGAAAGAGCCACCCAAUCAAGCUAAAAGGACAGCCUAACGCAUUGGAUCUCCAUGAGAAAUCAGUCUUCUGAGUAAGACAUGCUCGAUAGGUGAUCUUAACGCAUGCUCCCAGCACCUGGAGCACCAAUGUCCCUUAAGAACACGUUAGAAAUGUGAACUCUAGGGCCUGAUCCCAAAUCUAUAAAAUCAGAAACCCAGAACCUGUGUUAAGAAGCCCUUCAGGCUUGUGACUUAUGCGAUUAUGAUCCGUAAAGGAAUAACCAGGUUUUUGAAAAGAUAACUUAAUUCUUCCUCCUGUUGCUGCUUUAUAGAACAAAUCUCCAGAGAUAGAAGUUAUUCUCUUGAACUGUGUAGAUUUGUGGGCUAAGGAUGAAUGUGCAUACUUUGCAUUCCCUCAGUCUCUCCCUAGAGUCCUAAGUUUUUGUGCAAAAAAUCACGUGGAUCAUUAAAAGAGUUGGCACUAUAAAGUUGCAGAGUAUUUAUCUCCUAUAGUAAUUGUUAUUAAUGCUUCUCUCUUUUUUGUGUACACAAAAAAAAUACUUUGGCUUCAUUUAUUGUUUUAUUUGUAUCUUUACGAUCCAGUGUUCUACUAUGCCUAUCUGAUUGUCCCGAGGUCCCCUAUUUGCUCUGACUUCAAAAAAUAAUAAAUCCAGUGAAAGAAAA